UGCAAGCUAGCUUUAUUCUUGAGCCGCCCUAAGCACCGAGAAGGGGAAUGACAGGAACAGUCGCUGAUAGCAUUUUAUAAUUAUUGUUGUUGCGGAUUUGUAAACGUUUAUGUUUGUGCGUUUUUAAAGCCCGCUUUGACUUUAGAAAUCGAGACUGUCGUGUCCGGACACAGGAGCAUGUCUGCGGUUGACAGUUAGCGAACGAAAAUUAUUCCUUCAUCCUUCUAGAAAAGCUAACUGGCUAGCCAUCCGCUGCAGCGUUAGCAGCUAGGUAAUUUAGCAUCAAAAUGCCUGACACAAAACGCUAAUUAAAGCUGCACACUUACGUGGUGUCGGCUAGAUGCUGACAAAACUAUAUUUCUGUAUUCAACCUAACGGUGGAAUUAGCGUUGAGCUGCAAUGCGGCUAGCCUCUGGGCUCGGCAUAGCUAAUUUAAUGUCAAGUCUUUAUGCCUGGUAGUCGAAAACCGCUUUAUUCGAGCAAGGUUAAAAAAAAAAUAUAUAUAUAUAUACAUUCAAAGCACAGUCAGCGAGGCCAGCCUUUGCUAGCUAGUUUUAUGUAGAUAUCAGUUUAAGCAGUCGAGCUGAGCAUGAUGAUAACCCUUUGCGGUUACGUUAGCCAGCAGUACCAUAGCUAAUGUUAGCCGCACGAUUGGCUAACUGGGUAACUAAUGUUGGCUUAUUACUGUAAUUAACCAGCGACUAAGUCAACUGAAGACAGCAUCCGAGCCAGCUAAACAUGGCUUCAGAGGAGGCAUCGCUGCGCGCACUAGAGGGCCUGAUGACGGAGUUCUUUCAUAGCUGCACAACUAAUGAGCGAAAAAGAGAAAUCGAAGAGCUGCUGAAUAACUUUGCACAGCAGACUGGAGCGUGGCGCCAUUGCAUGUUCUUCCUCUCCAAUACUCGGAAUGAGUAUGUAAUGAUGUACAGUCUCACAGUAUUUGAAAACCUGGUAAACAAGAUGUGGAUUGGAGUUGCUUCCCAGGACAAGAUGGAGAUUCGCAGCUGUCUUCCCAAACUCCUCCUUGCUCAGCACAAAUCUGUGCCCUAUUUUAUCCGUAAUAAGCUUUGUAAAGUCAUUGUAGACAUUGGUCGCCAGGAUUGGCCGAUGUUCUACCACGAUUUCUUUACAAACACCCUUCAGUUGAUCCAGUCCCCGGCUCUGGCUCCACUGGGGUUGGUUAUGUUAAAAACCACAUCAGAAGAGCUUGCAUGUCCUAGGGAAGACCUGAGUGUUGCCAGGAAAGAGGAGCUCCGCAAACUGCUGCUGGAGCAGGUGCCAACAGUGCUUGGACUGUUGACCGGAAUUCUGGAGACAUACUGGGACAAGCACAGUGUCAUAGCUUCUACGCCGCCUCCCUCACCCACCUCAGGGGAAAGCAUGGAAUUGCUGGGCAGCUUGUUUCAAGGUAGCCAGUACUCAAAACUGCUUUGUCAGCCCAUGGCAGCAUUGGACAAUGAGAGUCAUCAGCUCUGUUGCCUUGUUUUGGAGUGCUUGGCCCACCUGUUCAGCUGGAUCCCUUUGUCUACAAGUAUUACGCCCACCUUGUUGGCAUCCAUUUUCCAUUUUGCACGAUUUGGCUGUGAUCUUCGGCCAAAGGCCAAGACAGACUCCUUCAUUUCUUCCAACUCCUCCUCCUCAAAUGGACAGCUUAAUCCUGGGACAAUGCCACCAACAUCAAAUGGAGGAGAGCUAAACGGACAGCAAAACGAGGCUAACAAGGUGGACCGGGCCCGGCUUGGUUUACUUGCCAUGACCUGUGUCAAUGAACUGGUGUCAAAGAACUGCGUGCCAAUGGAUUUUGAGGAGUACUUGCUGCGAAUGUUCCAGCAGACCUUCUUUCUUCUUCAAAGGCUGACACGAGAAAAUAAUGCUCAUACAAUCAAGAGCCGCUUACAGGAACUUGAUGAGAGUUACCUGGAAAAGUUUACAGACUUCCUGCGUCUGUUUGUCAGUGUUCACUUGAGGCGAAUUGAGUCAAGUCCUCAGUUUCCUAUUGUAGAGUUUCUUGCCCUGCUUUUUAAGUACACUUUCAACCAGCCCACCCAUGAAGGCUAUUUUGCCUGUUUGGACAUUUGGAGUGUGUUUUUGGAUUUUUUAACAACGAAAAUCAAAAGCAGGCUACCAGACAGAGAAAGUGUCCUGAAUAGGUACAAAGAUGCCUUAGGUCUUCUGUUAAGGGAAGUUCUGAAUCGCAUACAGUUCAGAUGCAAUCAAGCCCAGUUAGAAGAGCUGGACGACGAGACUCUGGAUGAUGAUCAACAGACUGAGUGGCAAAGGUACCUGCGUCAGAGUCUGGAGGUGGUUGCCAAGGUGAUGGAGCUGCUCCCAUCCCAUGCAUUCUCUACUUUGUUUCCAGUUCUUCAAGAAAACUUGGACGUAUACCUCGGUUUACAGCAGUUUAUUGUGACUACUGGCACAAGUCGACGGCUAAAUAUCACUGCUGAGAACGACUGUCGCCGACUUCACUGUUCUCUCAGGGACCUCAGUUCCCUACUUCAGGCUGUUGGACGCUUGGCUGAGUAUUUCAUUGGAGAUAUUUUUGCUGCACGUUUCAGUGACGCCCUGGCUGUGGUAGAGAGAUUGGUUGAAGUGACUUGUUAUGGCUCCCAGACCAGCCUCUAUGACCUGGAGACUGCUGUGCCUUCUGUGCUCAAACCAGACCUCAUUGAUGUACAUGCACAGGCUCUUGCUGCUUUGCAAGCUUAUUCUCACUGGCUUGCACAGUUUUACAGUGAAGUCCACAGUCAAAACCAGAGCCAGUUCAUCAACCUCAUUAAGUCUGCCAUCGACGCCAGUAGCCCGCUCAUCACAGCCAAGGUACCGGAAAAGUUGAUGCUGUCAGCGUGCCAUCUGAUGGUCUCCAUAACCUCUACAGUGAGGCCUGUGUUCUUGGUCACUUUGCCAGCUGUUCAAAACAUCUUCAACCAGAUUACUACACAAAAUCAGACACGCAGACUUCCCCAGGAGGCUCACAUGUUGGUGUGUAGGGCUUUAUCCAAUAUGCUGCUGCUCCCUUGGCCAAAUUUACCAGAGAGUGAACAACAGUGGCAGACACGCUCAAGCAACCACGCCAGCCUGCUGGCUGCGCUCACUCGAGAAUAUCGUAUCUUAAGAGGCACAGUGAACAUUACUUCACGGCAGCCUGGCCUGAAUGACAUCAAAGCAGUCAUACAGCAGACUCUGCCUGUGCUCAGAGACAUAGUGGACAGUGUCUCCAGUGAAUCCACCAAGUCACGUCAGAUCUGUUAUCAGAGUCUUCAGGAGUCUGUCCAAGUGUCCCUCACCCAUUUUCCAGUGUUUAUUCAGCAGCCAGAUGUGACAGAUGAGAUGUUGGCCUUCUUCUUGACGUUGUUCCAGGCGUUACGAGUCCAGAUGGGUGUUGCUUUCACAGGACAGAUCAUCCACACGUUUCUUAGCAUGUUCACCAGGGAGCAGCUGGCAGCCAGUAUUUUGCAUGAGGGCAGUGCAGGGUGUAGGGUGGUGCAGAAGUUCCUGAAAAUCCUACAGGUGGUGGUGCAAGAGCCCGGUCAAGCUUUUAAGCCCUUCCUACCCAGCAUCCUUUCUUUGUGCAUGGAGCAGGUCUACCCAGUGGUGGCAGAGCGAUCCUCUCCAGACAUCAAGGCCGAGAUGUUUGAGUUGCUAUACCAAAUACUUCACCAAAACUGGAGGUACUUCUUUAAAACUUCAGUCUUAACAAGUGUCCAAAGAGGAGAUUCAGAAGACACAAUGGAAAAUGAGGCCCAGUUCACAGCGGCCAUGCAGGCUUUUGGACAGUCUUUCCUGCAGCCUGAUAUCCACAUUUUCAAGCAGAAUCUGUGCUAUCUGGAGUCUCUCAACAGCAAGCACAAGUUAUACCACAGAAAGCUUUUCCGGACCUCAAUGCUCUUCCACUUCAUCAAUGUGCUGCUGCAAGUCCUUCUCCACAAAAGUCACGACCUUCUUCAGGAGGAAAUCACCCUCGCCAUUUACAACAUGGCCUCUGUUGACUUUGAUGCCUUUUAUUCGGCCUUCAUGCCGGAAUUCCUCAAUGGCUGCCACGGUGUGGACAGCAGCCAACGAGCUGUUCUCGCACGUAAUUUCAAGCUGGAACAGGACCUGCCUUCGUUCACUCAAAGCGUUCAGCGGCUGGUGAACGAUCUUCGCUACUACAGACUGUGCAACAGCAGCCUGCCCACUGGCACCAUCAAGCUAUAGCACGAUGACUGUUUGAACCACUCCACAUACCGUCAGGACUGCCUGUGCUGACCACUUUCCCCGACACUCCUCCAAUUCAGCUGUGCUCCACCUUUUCAAAGUAAUAGGAUGGAGCAACACACAUUGUUCGGUUAGGUAAUUGGAGGCUGAGGAUGCUGCUGAUGUUUUUAUUUGAUUUCUACUGUAGAAGGUUGGCACAUUAUUAUUUUUAAGGCAGUGCCCUCCUUGUGAAUUGCCAAUGAGUUUGGUGAGAAAUGUAAACCUGGUCUGCAUUUGGCUUUUGCCCAGACCUGGAGCAGUCUGAGCCAGGCCUUCUUUCCCACGCCUCUGCAACAAAGCUGGGCUGGGACAGAGCACUUUCAACUCAUUUUGAGUUUUGUUUUAGUUUUCUUUAAUGUCUGCUUUUAUUCAUUUUGCCUUUUUAAUCUCCAAAGGAGAGAGACUCUCAACUUAAGAUCUUUCAUAUCAUUCCAUUCUGAAAAGAGAAAACCUGCUUGAAUAAUAAAGUGCUUUUUUAAUAAAACCUUUGGCUGGUCUCUGUGCCCUCUGCUGGUCAUCUUAUAGUAUUCAUAAUGAGAAUUUUUUUUAUUAGAGAUUAUGUUUUCCUUUACUUCACUACAAUCAUCUACUGUAGAAUAUGUUUUAGACUUUUUAUUUAUUUUUUGUUUUGUUUAUUUGUAAUUGUCAGGGACCAAGCAGUAAAGCAUAAAGGACACAGGUGGUUUUAAUUCAACAAAGGGGUUUUAUUGACCCAAAAAUAUGAAAACAUAUUUAACAAAGCCAAAACUUAAACAGGCAGACCAAUAAAAGAGGUCAACUCAAUAGACUAAACUCAAGAUAAUAAUUAACAAAACCUCAAACAAACAUAUGAUAAACUGACCUGCUGAAAUGACACACAGGGGAACUUAAAUAUCGGUUUAGCUAAACCAAAUGACACACACGGGGGGAAACAAGACGGCUGCCAUAUAACCAACUAAUACAAAACAAUGAAACAAACAUGAAACACCCCCCAGGCAAUGAAGCAUGUGGUGCAAUCCAAUUAGGCUGUCAGUGGUACUUCAGGUCUCGCAGCCCUUUGCCACACCUUUUGCCAGACAGGAGAAGCCAACCCCCAGGUAACUCAAACAAAGAAAGAUGUAUUAAUAUAAAAUAAAGCAGAACUUUGACCUUGCAAGGUUAAUAUGUGUGCACGCCAUAUAAACAUUGGAAGGUGUGAUGGAAAAAUAAAUACAUUUAAUAAAGAAACAAUAUUGAACAAUAAAUAGAAUAUUUUAAAGUAGUGACUGUAAAUUAAACUAAAGUGAAUCAACAGGUGGUGAGGUGUGGAGCUUACCAUGUGUGGCAUGCCAUCACAGUAAUAUGCAAAAAAUGUUCCUUUUCUGAUCCACUGGAUCAGGCAGAACAUGUCUUAACUCUAAGAAAAAAACCAACAGAAGCCUUGAAACAUGACAUCACAUAAAAUCAAUCACAUGACAAAUAUGUGCAGACUCACAUGUACAAGGUGGAAAAGAACAAUGGUGCAUUUUCAUAAAUUAUGAAAAGAUGUCACAAACUCAAGCAGCAAAGACAUGGCUCUAAUGUUGUCUGGCUUUGUGUAUCCUAAGCUUACAUUAAAUGUGACUGUUUAGUGGACUCUGUCAAGUGCACUCAGUUUGAUAAGAGAGGAUUUUGGUUACAAAAUUUCACCUUGAUGCUGAUUAGUACCGUGCAGUCUAGUCAGCGUCAAGCCUAGACUGCAAAAAAGAUGAUGCUUAGGAAAAUUUAAAGGGAGCAGCAGUUUAUUGAAAAAUCUGCAAAUAUAAAUCCACAUAUAAGGGAAUUUUAACAAAACUGAAGUCAAUAUGACCAACUUUAUACGUCUGCACUGUCUGUAUUGGCGUGGCUGUAUGUCAGGUGGCAGAGCAGGUCAGCUACUGGAAGGUUGGUGGUUCUGCUCCAGUCAGGAUACUAACCCCAUGUUGCUCUCCGAUGCAUCUAUCGGAGUGUGAAAGUGUCUGGAUGUUAGAUACGGAGCACUUAACACUUUAGAAAAAAAGUGAUUGGGUGAAUGAAUUUGUUGUAUAAAGUGCUUUAAGUCCUCAGAGUAGAAAAGCGCUAUAUAAGAACCAGUUCAUUUACCAUGAACUCUCUUAGUCACGCUGUCUUGUAAUGUACCUAAUUAGUCUUCAGGAAUAGUUCUCUUCAGGCUUCUUGAAGCACGUUCAAAGCUCUUCUCUGGAUGUUGGCUGCAUUUUUCCUGUCCUUUUUCAACAUGAUGCCACGCUGCUUCAGUAAUGUUGCAGUCUGGGCUCUGGAGAGGCCGAUCCAUGUCUCAUCUAAGUGCUCCAUUUUGUGUUUUUCUAUCCAGGUAUGAUUUUGCUACACUCCUUUGUGAUCAUUGUCAUGCUGACUAAUGAAGCUGUUGCCUGGUGGUAUUUCAUGCUGGAUGAUAAUCUGACUACUUUUCUGCAUUCAUAAUUUCCUCAACCCUUUCACCAUGUUACAAAUGACUAGACAUUCACUGUUGUACAUUUAUCCUGACCACCUCUAUAUUACUGAAAAUGACUUGAACCAAAGUUUUCAAAAGUGAGUUCAUCACUCCAUAAGACCUGUUGCCACUGAGAUAUGCUGUGACAGGAAAAAAGUAUGUUUCCCCUUCCCGAUUUCGGUUUUUAAAUCAUGAGUUAACUUAUUAAUGGAAAAAAGUUAU
Molecule: messenger RNA, 6886 nt
Organism: Haplochromis burtoni (Burton's mouthbrooder)
Lineage: Eukaryota; Metazoa; Chordata; Actinopteri; Cichliformes; Cichlidae
Gene: xpo6
Product: exportin 6
Exons: 24
Coding region: 739-4197 (1152 amino acids)
Biological process (GO): protein export from nucleus
Molecular function (GO): small GTPase binding; nuclear export signal receptor activity
Source: RefSeq, a predicted model, not a curated record